UGUCAAAGGAGGGGGAGGGGAAAGAGAGAAACUACAGGAGAAAGGGGAAAGUUCUUAGGGGCUGGACGGAAAAAUAAUAACUUCACUUAAUACCCCAGUUAAGCUGGUUUGUUUCAGGCACGUUGUUCCACCCACUGACCUCGUGUUGUCGAAGGUGGACAGUGAGCACGAGCUCUCCAACGUGACCCAAACCCAGGACAACAUCUCUCAAGCACUAGAGGCAAAGGAAGAACAAGGGUGGAGAACUCCCAUGUGGUUUUGCCUGACUGGACUGUGUGGAACGGGAGCAAUGUUGUGAAGCUGUGCACUGGCAGCCCAGUGGAGGCAACGUGUGCUGAUGCAGCUUCCCACUGGGAUUGUAUUUUCAGAAUGCAGUGGCACACGUGAUGGAAGAUGUCCUUCCCAGCUGUAAAUGGCUUGGAUGCUGUCCACGAAGAUGACCAAAGUAUCACAGAGCCUGUCGCAGAGGACAGCGCUGACAGCCCACAGCAUCAUGUGAAGGAAGAGGAGGUGGAGGAGGGUGGUGACUCCGUCACCACGCUCCACAAUGGUACAUUCUCCACCGAGCCAGAAUUCUCCCUCAGUAUCUGCGGAGAUGAGCCAAUGGUAAAACGGAAGAAGGGGCCAGCCCCGAAGAUGUUGGGGAAUGAGGUUUGCAGCGUCUGUGGGGACAAGGCAUCAGGCUUUCACUACAACGUGCUGAGUUGUGAGGGCUGUAAGGGCUUCUUCCGCCGCAGUGUGAUCAAGAAUGCACAGUACACCUGCAAGAACAGUGGCAAGUGUGAAAUGGACAUGUACAUGCGCAGGAAAUGCCAGGAGUGCCGGCUGCGAAAAUGUCGAGAGGCAGGAAUGAGAGAACAUUGUGUACUGUCGGAAGAGCAGAUUCGCAAUAAGAAGCAGAAGAAGCGUGAGGAUGACAUUGCUCAGGCGUUGGUGGUGACAGCAGAGGACUCGCCGGUAGCAGUUGACAUUGCCAGGCUCACGGUGGAACAGGAAGAGAUGAUCCAGCAGCUGGUGGCCGCACAGCAGCAGUGCAACAAGCGAUCGUUCAGUGACCAGCCGAAAGUAACGCCCUGGCCACAAAGUAAUGACCCGCACAAUCGAGAGACACGACAGCAACGCUUUGCCCACUUCACGGAGUUGGCAAUCAUCUCUGUGCAAGAAAUCGUCGACUUUGCCAAGCAGAUUCCGGGCUUCCUUGACCUCUCGCGGGAGGACCAGAUUGCACUGUUGAAGGCAUCCACAAUCGAGAUUAUGUUGCUGGAGACAGCACGGCGAUAUAACCAUGAGACAGAAUGCAUCACUUUCCUUAAGGAUUUUACAUACAGCAAGGAUGACUUUGCACGGGCUGGGUUGCAGGUCGAAUUCAUAAACCCGAUCUUUGAGUUUUCAAAGGGCAUGAGGAAGCUGCAGUUGGAUGAUGCUGAGUAUGCCCUGCUCAUAGCCAUUAACAUCUUUUCAGCAGACCGACCUAAUGUUCAAGACCACGAGUUAGUGGAGAGGCUCCAGCAGCCGUAUGUUGAGGCCCUUCAUUCGUACUUGCGCAUCAAGCGACCAAAGGACCACCUGAUGUUCCCUCGGAUGUUGAUGAAGUUGGUCAGCCUCCGGACCCUGAGCAGCGUCCACUCAGAGCAGGUCUUUGCCCUCAGGCUUCAGGACAAGAAGUUGCCACCCCUGCUGUCUGAAAUAUGGGACGUUCAUGAGUGAACGAGCGGAAAGCCAUAAGCAGGAGAGGAGAAGGGUGGCGUACAUACACUUUUAUUUUUACAAAAGAAAAGUGCAAGAGAAUGUAGGAGAAAAAAAGUUCUGUCUUUUUUUUAACAAACUUAAGACUCAAAGGCAACAAUGAUACAAGAAGUCCUGACCAAUGUGUGUGAGAGGGAGGAUUUAAAGAAAAGAGAGACAAAUAUUAAACUUUAUUUGGUUGUAGGACUUGGAUGUCCAGAUGUUGAAGAGACAUCCAUCCCUGCACUUACUGGACUGAUUUCCAAUGAGAGACUUAAGUCUCCACUUGUUCUUAACGCAGUGGUACUGUUGCCCCCGCUCACCUUAUCUCCUUUGUUCUUUGUUUAACAUGCAUUGUUUACCAACCCCCCAAAAAAGAUUUUAACAGUGAUUUCUUUUGCUCAAUAAUAUAUGAAGUUUAAUUUUUUUUUAUUGAGCACGUUUUCAGAAAGGCAGAUCAAAUUCAAUCUGGUAUUGGAAAGCAGUUGUUGCAAAGACUAUAUAUGUGCGCAUGUGUGUUUUCAUGAGAGUUUUAGUCAUGUUCCAAAUGAAGGGAGUUGGGUUUUGCUGCCAAAUAGGCAAUGUUAUGAAGAGAAAAAAAGUUGUUUAAUUUUUUUAAACAAACUUAAGCACUACAUCCCAUCGCUUAUUUCCUUGAUCUCUGGAACCAUUAAUUGUUGAUCAUUGCUAUGACUAAUUGCAAUUUUUGAUAAUCUUGUAAUUCUGUUAACUAUUGGAUUUAUGACUGGGGAAGGCAUCAAAGUUUUUUUUCCCUAAGGGAUCAUAGUAAUCAGGGAUCCUAUUGAUGUAAGUUGCACACAUGGGUUUCUCCCCAAAUGUAAUGUUUGAGUGACGAUGAGGUUUUCAACUCUAUUCAUUCACCGACUGUGGGUGCUGCUGGCAAGGCCAGCAUUUGUUGGCCAUUUCUUAAUUGCCCUUUAGGAAGAUGAUGGUGAGCUGGCUCCUUCACUACAACUGAGCAGCCAGUUGGAUCAUUUGCAGAUUUAAGAGUCGACCACCUUGUUGUGUGGCUCUGGUGUGUUGUACAGGCUGGCUGGCUAAUAACACCAGAUUUCCAUCUCUCAGUUGAAUCAGUUGGUGACUGAGUGAGAUGAGAAACUGGUUGAAUUCUGCCAAAUUUUGGAGAGAGGAAGGGUUUGUCUUUGAACAUCACUGUUGGCCUUAGUUGAAACCUGGGUUGUUUUCCUUCCUGUGAUGAAUGCACUAGUCUUUUUGUCCCUCUUUGUCUCAUUCUACCUACAUCUGUCUAGUAUCUCUCACUCUUGCCACAUGUACAUAUCAUUCUCUCUGUACUCUGCACUUUAUCUCUGACUGGCUUUUUAGUAUGUGUGUUUUAUUCGCUGUAUGUCUGUCUGUCUCAUUUUCUUUUUGUGUGCUGUGUGUACGUAUAUCUUCAUAACUUCAUCGCGUAAUCGUAGACAUCAAAUACUUUUCACAGUAUCGAUCUGAUUUUGAUAUCCAAUUUAUAGGCAUUCAUAUGUAUGGGUAAGAGGGCAAAAAGAAGCAGCUGGAAAGAGAAAGAUGAACAAAGUUUUUUUUAUACAAAAAAAGGGAAAAUUGAAAAAAAAAAGUAGAAAUAUAUGCAAGGACAAAUGUUUGAGCCCCAAAGCCAAAAUGAAUUUGAUUUAGACAUUUGAUUACGGGUGGACUGCCUGGAGCAGCUGCAGAUACAUGUUCUUGCUUUGAGGUGUAUGAAAACAGUCCUACCUCUGUAGUUCACUAUGGAGAAUGGGAAUGCUGCCUGUCACCAGUCACCUGGGCAAUCAGUUGAGUCAAUUCACUAACCCAUUCCUGCGCCCAAAGGAGUUUUGCAAGCAAAGUGAUUUUCAAACAAAAGCCUGUUUUUCACAGAAACUACCAUUAUCAAUAUUUCCACCACUGUCUUCUGCUGAUUAUUGACCCACUCCCCAUACCAUCUUCAAUAUUUGCACAUUAAGAGACCAUACUGAAAUGCCUCCAUCACUUUGCCCCUUGUACAUUACAUGGGGUUCCAUUCCUCCAGGUGUGUAAACUCAUAAAUGGAGCUAAGGUACAGAUCAGGAGCUAAAUGGCCUCCUAUGUCCUUCUUCUGCUCUCAUUUCCUCUGUUUUCGAAGGUAGUGAGGUUUGCUUCUGGCAGUGAGGUUGGAGGGCUUGGGGUUCUGGGCACUUUAUGGUCUCCUUUCUAAAUGACCUUGAGUGAUAUUCCCAAAUAAUGUUCUUCCAUCUUUCAAGGGAUGAAGCUUAGAUCACAUCCCUGAUCAACACAUGCAUGUUCCAGCACAAAGUGGAGAUGUUUUCCUCAACUGUUUGGUUAAAGAGUCCUGAGAUUCAUUUUAGUGACUCCAACUUGGAUUCAGACACCUGCAACAUGGGCUGGGAGUCAAACCCCUGGGCAGAGGGCUUCUAUCCUUCACCUCAACCCCCUCCAGUUUCCACAUUGCUUUAGUGUCUAUGUCUACCUGCACUGCCAAAGACUGUACUUAACAGCAGUGAAACAGUUUUCACAGCUCCAGGACUGUCUGCAUUUAUUUCAGAUUUCCAGCCUCCUCAGUACUUUGCUUGCGUUUUCACAGCUCAAUUACACGCCUACUUGUAAGGAACUUAGGGGUCCAAUUCAGUUCCAUGCUGAAGUAAUUGUAUUUUAGACAUUUCUGAAAUUAAUUGUAUUUUCCUUUCCUCCUUGUUUUGUUUAGUCGGGCUAGGGGUUGGUUCGGCAAGGGCGGGCCCGAGAGAGCAGGCAGGCUAACCUGCUCCCAGACCUUUGUCAACAUUGGACCUAUAAAUAGGAUCAGUCACCCCAUCAGUGGAAGGAGAAUUGAAGGCUAAUUGUUUUCUUAUUCGACUCAUGAUCUGGGGAAGCACUUUAGAAUGAAUAAAAGCAUUGUGAAGUUUUAACCCUUGCUUUUUCUUACUCCCCUAACAUCUAUGGUACCUUUUUUUAUUUUUAGUCUUAUAUGGAAUUCUUGCACCACACACCGCUAAUGCACAAAUAUUGCCAUUCAGGCUUAUUGUUCUGUUGAGGGCUUUCUCCCCUGAAGAUUUUCCGAUAUGUUGCCCUUUAUUUUUGUACCUCUGUGUAAUCAGGAAAAGUGCCUCAAUGCUGUCACGUCCACUGGAAAGCUUGCAUCUCAUUUGCACGGUCUUAUUAGUUGAUUGCACUUGGCCUCCCAGCCUGAGGGUUCUUGUGGUGCAGUGGUAGCGUCCCUACCUUUUGAGCUGGAAGACCUGGGUUCAAGCCUCACUUCUGAACAGGUUGAUUAAAGAUAUUUUUUAAAAACUCCCGCCCUUGAUUUCUGUUCCAUUUAAUCACACAUUAAGCCAUGGAUUGAUCUAACUUUGUGUUUUUCCCCAUUUGCAGUAUGUUUGAACAAUUUCUGUUGGCCUUCCUGUGUUUUAGAAGGGGCUGAAGGCAAUGGAGAAACUUGUACGUCUUUUCGUUACCUGUAUAUGCAUUGAACAGAAGCACAUUGUUAUGUGCUGCCUGAAGAUUGUUGGGGGUGAACACUCCCUGUCUUUGUACAUUUAGCACAAUUGGAAUUAUGAUCGAAAAGUGGGGACUUUAUUGCACAGGAUCAUUUAAAACCAAAUUUUCUUUUUGAGACAGAAACCUCUGCACUUGUCCAGUUCAGGGGAAGUGAAGCAUUUUCAAUAUGAAAGCCACAGUGCCACUGCUGAGUAAUCACAGGUAAAUUUGCAGAGAGCAGAUGACACACAGUUGUGAAGCUUCUCCUACUGUGUUCCCUAACAAUGCGCCUCAGUCUUGAUUUGAAAGGGACUCUAACCCCUGCUUGAAUAUCCAGGGUGUUUUGAACAUAAUUCAAAAAGUAUUUUCCUUGAUCCCACUGGACACUCUGUAAUCUUUGAUAAUGAAGCCCAGUGAUAUUUCUUGUUAGAAAUCAGUUACUUCUGCAUUCCCACAUUGGCUGUCCCAAAUAAUAAGCUGGAUUUGUCCUGUGGUGGGUUGAGAUUGCCCAAGCGUAGUUUCCUUCUGAAUGCUAUAGCGUCCAAAGAGAAGGGGAUUCCAUCCAGAAGGGGGCACCCUUAACAACAAAGGUCAGGGACCAGUUUGGAGCUCCUGCAGCAUCCAGAGCCUAUCAAAGAAAGGCUAAUGUGGCCUUUCCACUCUUUUCAUAAAACAAAGAGUGAGCAGGGAUGCUAGGUAUGGGGUGGAAAAGAAGCAGAAGGAAGAUGCAAGUUAUCUUAACCAUGAAUCAUCCCCUGGACUUCAGAUCUUUCUGAUUCUUACAAGACUUUACCCAAAGGCAGUGACUUAGGUAUGGGUUGCCUGUAUCUGACCCAUUCUUCUUAUGGUUUCAGCUAUGUCUGUAUGAUCCUGUGCACCUGAAAUAACACUUGACAAUGUUUUGAGUUCAUUUUUGUCCUUUGGAUCUAAAUUUUAUUUCCAGGUUGAACAGACAAGCGAGAGCUCUGUCAAAGAGCCUCUGCCAACACUACUCCGAAACUAACUAUACAUUUUUUACGUUCCUCCCUUUUGCUGACCCUCAAGAACUGUUUUUGGGAAUCAUUUCAACCGGUGGACAUUGGUAUAAAAUGGGAUGAUACGGAGGAUUCAUACCUCUCUCCAAUCCAAUUUUCCCAGGCAAUUUGAGAUCUCUAGUUUCUGCAUCCAAUUUAAAAUGCCUGUGUUGAGUAACUCUUCUGGGAAUGUUUUGGCAGUGGGAGCUAAUUCAAACUAACUUCUCUGCUUAAAUGUUUAACCCCUCUUCAUGUGUGACUCUGGACAGGGUGUGCUGGCAGUUUGAGUUGUACAUCAAGUUUGAGUUGUUUAAAAGGCUGAAGGGAGAUGUUCACCAUGUAGGAUAUUGGUAUCACUGUGCUAAUUAAUUGCCGAGCAAUGCAUUGUCCUAAUCUAUUAGAGUUCAGUAACGCUAAUAAAAUUCAGCCCGAUGCAAUUUGGGGAGUGGGCAUUUUCAUUUGGAGAGUACUCUACAGGGUUAGUAACUGUUUGAAAAAUGUUGCUCAGUUAGUACUUGUUUGCUGGCAAUUAAAAUAUUAAUGUGAAUCCA
Messenger RNA from Chiloscyllium plagiosum (whitespotted bambooshark), 6754 nucleotides. RefSeq names its product oxysterols receptor LXR-beta-like. Lineage: Eukaryota; Metazoa; Chordata; Chondrichthyes; Orectolobiformes; Hemiscylliidae. The record is from RefSeq and is a predicted model, not a curated record. Gene Ontology annotation, biological process: cell differentiation; positive regulation of transcription by RNA polymerase II; negative regulation of transcription by RNA polymerase II. Gene Ontology annotation, cellular component: RNA polymerase II transcription regulator complex. Gene Ontology annotation, molecular function: nuclear receptor activity; zinc ion binding; RNA polymerase II cis-regulatory region sequence-specific DNA binding.